This is a messenger RNA of Diachasma alloeum, 4102 nucleotides long. RefSeq lists its product as uncharacterized. Gene Ontology annotation, cellular component: mRNA cleavage and polyadenylation specificity factor complex. The transcript has 9 exons. NCBI's taxonomy places the organism in Eukaryota, Metazoa, Arthropoda, Insecta, Hymenoptera, Braconidae. The coding region runs from base 586 to 3759 and encodes 1057 amino acids. Gene Ontology annotation, molecular function: protein binding. The record is from RefSeq and is a predicted model, not a curated record.
UGGCGUAAAGGCGCGGUGUUAUGGCGUCGGGAGCCGAUCAGUGAAUCUAACGUCCAGUAACGACCUGAAUAAAUAAAACAGCAUUGCCCUAAUAACUCACUAGUUAACUUGACAUCUCCCGACCAUCGGAAAGCCAAUUAAAUUGACCGAUAGCCACGUACAAUCGACAAGUGUGACCCACCCAUAACGCAACACAGACGUGUUUCUCAUGAGGUGCAAACGUGUAGCGUGGACUUGAAACGAUCUGGCCUUCGAACAAGUUCUAAAUACCAAUUACACAGUACUACUCAACAAAACUUUGUAGUUUACCACUUAAGGACAAUCAGCACUGCUGCAUCGUUAACUUUGGAGUCUCCAGGACGUUAGAAGGGUUAGUGGAGUGAUAUCGCAUGCGUCCAAACUCCAUAAACAAUUGUACAUUGGGGCAGAAUGGAAUCACCAAGUGACUUUCACUCGGAAAUCGCAACCUAACCUAAAGAUGAGACUCUGACACUCAUUGAAAAAGAGAAUUUUACAAUUUAUCAAUUGUAAAAAUUGUUUGAUAUAUUUUUUUUUAGCUGAUUUUUUUUUGAUAAAUAAGGAACAAUGUCGGCGAAUGCACAGUUUGCAAGCCCACCACCGGUGAUUAAUCUGCCGAAUAUGUCGGUGCCACCUCCUACCACACCGAAUUUAUCAGCACCACCACCCAAUUUAACGACCAUCAAUACCUCUGGAGGGUAUCAGCAUCGAUUUAAUAAUCAUAGGGAGGGACGGGGGUUCUUCAAGCCCUUCAGGCCUUAUCAUGCACCCAAAGUUAUUUCUGGGGGGCAGGACGCAUUGCAAGAUGAAUUCGAUGGGAAGAGACUGAGGAAAUCUGUUAUGAGGAAGACUGUCGAUUAUAAUUCGGCCAUUAUCAAGAGUUUGGAGAAUCGAGUUUGGCAGAGAGACUACAGAGAUCGACGUGCUCUCCAGCCAGAUGUUAUGUACUACCCCGACCUCCUCCCACCACCCAGCUACGUCGACAAUCCAAUAAAUGCUGUUACAACUCGUUUCGUUAAAACAGCAACAAAUAAAAUGCGUUGUCCUAUAUUUUGCAUGGCGUGGACACCAGAGGGUAGAAGAUUAGUCACUGGUGCCUCCAGUGGUGAAUUUACACUUUGGAAUGGAUUGACGUUCAAUUUUGAAACGAUUCUUCAGGCUCAUGACAGUCCAGUUAGAACGAUGGUGUGGUCACACAACGAGAGCUGGAUGGUCACUGGUGAUCAUGCUGGAUACGUCAAGUACUGGCAGAGCAACAUGAACAACGUAAAGAUGUUUCAGGCCCACAAAGAAGCGAUUAGAGGACUCAGUUUCAGUCCAACGGAUCACAAAUUGGCGACGUGCAGUGAUGAUGGAACCGUAAGAAUUUGGGACUUUCUACGGUGUCACGAGGAAAGAAUUCUCAGGGGUCACGGAGCAGAUGUGAAAUGUGUGCACUGGCACCCGCAGAAGAGUCUAGUCAUCUCGGGAAGUAAAGACAAUCAGCAGCCGGUGAAGCUGUGGGAUCCAAAGACUGGACAGUCUCUGGCUACUUUGCAUGCUCACAAGAGCACAGUUAUGGACGUUAAAUGGAACGAGAAUGGUAACUGGUUGGUCACAGCCUCCAGGGAUCAUCUGCUCAAGCUUUUCGAUCUGCGGAAUUUGAGUCAAGAGGUGCAGACAUUCAGGGGACAUAAGAAGGAGGCAUCCAGUGUUGCUUGGCAUCCCAGCCAUGAGGGGCUCUUCUGCAGUGGUGGAAGCGAUGGAGCUAUAUUAUUUUGGCAUGUUGGAGCUGACAAGGAAGUGGGGGCUAUCGAACAGGCUCACGAUAGCAUCGUAUGGACACUAGCAUGGCAUCCACUGGGUCACAUUCUCUGUUCAGGAAGUAAUGAUCACACGUCCAAGUUCUGGACGAGAAACAGACCUGGGGACUUGAUGAGGGAUAAAUAUAAUCUCAACACUUUGCCGGCUGGUGCUUGCGGAAUCGAUGAUCACGAAAUAGCUGAUGAAGCAGCAGUGAUACCGGGAAUGGGCCCAGAAGACAAAAUAAACACAGAUAUUGAACUGGAGGAGGAGAAUAAUGCGGCAGGAAUCACAGGAAUUCCUGGUUUAGACCUAGAUCAUGCCGUCGACGAGAGCAAGAAACUGGCGAGCAAGAAAGUCCCAUAUUCCAAGCCAAUUCCAAGAAAUUUCCAAGCCCAGUGGAACGAAAUGGAGGCUGAGGAUCCAGAGCAAGUCGAGGCACUGAAUGCCAUCGUCAAUCAACUCAUUGAGACGACCCCAGGCGCUGUGCCUCUCAAUGAAGUCACCCCAAAUGCUAUUAUUUUGUACGGAAAAAUGGUCCCUGUUGAACCGGGUUCCAAGCUAGCAGACGCCAUUCUCAGAGGAAACGACGCCAUCAACAAGCUGGUAACAGCUGGUGAAAUAGAAGAGCUAAAAGACGUCGCACUAACCGUCCCAGAGCCCAUCGAGGAUCCCGAGGACUUCCUCCAGGACGACGGUGACAUUGACUACUCCAAGGUCCCAGACAUUGACCUCCCGCCACCGCUCCCCUCCUCAAAAUUCGCCCAGAAUCCGGAGCUCCUCAAGGCACUGAACCGCGGUGGUAAACGAAAGUUCGAUCAAUUGAUCGGUUGGUCAGAGAGCAACGACAAAAACUCCCGCCUCCACCAGCCAGUCUUCGGGGGCUCGACACUGGAGGACUCCUGCAACAGCGACACAGAUCUCCGCCACAUGAUGCACUUAACAGGUGUCGACAUGGCGGCCUACCUGGCGCAAGACGAAGACCUCAGAAGAUUGAACAGCCUCGACAGAAUGAACAACAUCGGCAACAUGAACAUCAACAGCAUAAACAGGGACGAGGAUCUGCGCUUCGGUGGUGGCUCAAGUGGGCCCGGAAGGCCUGACUUCGACGGACGUAAUUCCUUCGGGGACCGGGACUUCCGGCCCAACGUCCCACCCCCCAACUUCAAACCCUCCAAUCUGGAUGGAGACAGCUACGGAGACAGUGACAACAGGCCCCGGCCUUGGGACGACGACAAUGACAACCGAAACUUCGACAAACGAGACAUGAUCUCUUCAGCCCUGGGAAAUCCACAGCUGGGCUCGUUAUCCCUGCAAAUGGGGGGCCUAUCGUCCGGUGUCAAUCAUCUCAACGCCAAUCACCACAAUAUGCAGAAUAUUUCACCCAAUAUGCCACCGACAAUGGGCCUUGCUGGCAAUAUGGGACUGAAUUCUUCUCUCCAAAGUAAAAGUAAUAAUCUUAUGGGCAGUGGUAUGGCCGAUGGUCUGCCCCCUCACAUGAUGCAUAUGCCCCCCAACUUUGGGCCCAAUGGGCCCAACGGACCCAAUGGAUCGCAAUUACCACCGAAUUUCAAUCCCAAUUUACGACCACCAAAUGGCAAUUUCCCUGGGAAUCAUCAGUUCAGGCCCAUGGGGCCCUUUGCACACAAUAAUUUUGGAAACUUUCAGGGCCCACCUGGUUUCAGAUGUCCCAAUCCCAAUAAUCCUCCCCCCAAUUUUGAGAGGGGUGGCUUCGGACCCAAUUUCAGGGGACAGAUGGGCGGCAGUGGUGGGGGCAGUGGUGGAUUCAAUUCGGGAUUUAAUAAUAAAAAUUUUGGAGGGGGCAACAACGGCGGGGGGAAGAGUGGGGGCAGGGGAAUGGGGAGGAGUAAUGACAAUAACAGGAGUAGUUACGGUGGGAGAGGGAGGGGAAGGGACGGCGAAGGGUCCAGGGGGUCCAGGGGGAGGGAUAACUAUUGAUCAUGAUUGGGGAAUUUUCAAUUGAUCAGUGAAGAGUGGAAAGUGGUGAUCGAUGGCUUUUUCCGUUCAUUUGAGGACUAGGAACAAAUGAAAAAGAAAAUGAAUUGAAUUGGACGGGCUUCUCUGCGUUUAAGAGGAAAAUAAAUUGUAAUAUAAAUUGUAAGAUUACAGUCGAUUUAUGAGUUUGAUUGUUUAAUUUUAAGUGAGAAUCAAUAAGUUUUCACGCAGAUGCCUUGGAAAUUAGGGGAGUUCCGAGGAUGUUUUGUGAGUGUGCACUGAGGGAUGAGUGAAAAUUCAAUCGAUUAAGAUGUUUACUUAAUAAAAUCGAAAGUAUAUCGAGAAA